AGCAGUUUGGUGAUUGAGAGUGGUCUCAAUAACGGUGAGAUGAGUAAUACCUCUGAACUACCCCAAAACAUUACAGCUUCUGGUUGGCGUCAACCUCUGUGGUACAAUUACGAGCAGUGUGCCGAGGCUCCGUACGCUUUCGUAUUUUACUUUUUUGGCAAAGUUUUCAACUUAGUCUUUGGCUUCCCCUCCAACAUGCUGGUGAUAUGGAGCAUCUCAACUCGCAAAAGCGAAGGCUCCACAUCCGACAUCUUCAUGUUAAACCUUGCCGUAAUGGACACCUUCUUCUGCCUGAUGACGCCCGUAGAACUGCUAAACCGUCUAUACCUGGACCACUGGGGUAUCUGGUUCUUGCAACGUUUUGCUUAUGGCGUGAAAGACAUGGCACCGUUGUUCCUUACCUGCAUCUGCUUGGACAGGUACAUUGCCGUUGUGCACCCUAUCUUUUUCACAAACUUUAUCAACAACCGCAUACGAAUGGGCCUCUCAGCUUUCUUAUGGCCGCUGCUCCUGGCCUAUUCACUCACCAAAAGCAUUCUGGGAAUAAUGAGUGUAACCGAGGCGUUCAGCGCCCUCAUCCUGUCAGCCUUCUUUAUCAUGAUCUUUUGCAACAUCUCUAUAAUCUGGGUGUUGCGCAGGAGUGUCCUGGGCAAAGAGGUCAUAAAUCCGGUGAAGAAGAAAGCCCUUAAAAUGGUGCUCAUCCUGCUGGCUAUCAUCGUGUUUAAUUAUUUGCCACCAGUGGUACUCAUGCCGUUCAUUCCUACCUACACGUUUGUCCAGUUUCAUUGCAAAAUCAGCGUCACCAUCUAUACCAUCAUGGACUUGAGUAGCACCAUUGAGCCGAUACUUUACAUCUCCAGGGUGGUCAGGCUAAACUUUUGCUCCUGUCUGAAGGGACUUUCAAAAAAAUCAGGAAACGUCAGUGAAUAA
Messenger RNA from Clarias gariepinus (North African catfish), 930 nucleotides. RefSeq names its product hydroxycarboxylic acid receptor 2-like. Gene Ontology annotation, molecular function: G protein-coupled receptor activity. NCBI's taxonomy places the organism in Eukaryota, Metazoa, Chordata, Actinopteri, Siluriformes, Clariidae. The record is from RefSeq and is a predicted model, not a curated record. Gene Ontology annotation, biological process: positive regulation of Rho protein signal transduction; phospholipase C-activating G protein-coupled receptor signaling pathway. Gene Ontology annotation, cellular component: membrane. The coding region runs from base 40 to 930 and encodes 296 amino acids. The transcript has 2 exons.